CACGAACAUACAUUAUUCCGAACAACGGUACGGUUUAAAGUGUAAGCAAGGUGACUUAAGUCUGUGUCAAUGGCGUGACUGGCAGCAACAGCUGUUGUGGAUAUUGAGACAGAUGUCACUGAAGUGUUAGACAACUGUUAUCAUGAGAAGAUACUUGACAUUGUUACUGCUACUUGCAGCAGUUGGACCUUCCAUUGCCACUUUCGGUAUUAUAAAUGAAGCUUUUGCCAAUGUCUUUGACAGCUGCAGCUGGCUCAACCCCAGAAUCUGUGGCGAUUGUCCACCAGUUCCGGACUGCCGUGUUCUUCCCGCCGUAAACUUAGGAUACUGUUGUGGAUGUAGAAGAUUUCCAUUUGACAAUGCGCGAAUCUUUUGUGCACCCGACCUGAUUUGUCCACCAAACAGACGAAAGUUGUGCGGAGACUACUAUUACCUCAUGGACUGCUGCUGUACAAAUGUCAUUUACGAUAAAUAAACGGAUUAAUGUGUGUUACC
Molecule: messenger RNA, 495 nt
Organism: Macrosteles quadrilineatus (aster leafhopper)
Lineage: Eukaryota; Metazoa; Arthropoda; Insecta; Hemiptera; Cicadellidae
Exons: 3
Coding region: 143-475 (110 amino acids)
Source: RefSeq, a predicted model, not a curated record